AUGGAAACACUGGGCAUGUUUCAUUCGCAAUCUAUUAUUUUCGAAGAAAGAAACAAGAUGAAUCUAGUGGAAUUCUGUCGUGGAAUGAGAAUUGAUAUCGAGCCCAAUAAUGAUUCACAAGACGGUGUCUCUGCUUUGUAUAAAAGUUUAACGCAGGGGAUUUUGUAUUGCACCCAACAUAACUUUCAAUUUGAUUCGGCAACUUGUCAGAAAUUUAACGAUGUUUUCCUUGAAAUUGUUUCCAAAAUGACGGACAUAAUUUCAAUGAAAGGCAGAAAAGUACAAGAUCACGGUGAUUUGUGGUCUAAUAACAUGAUGUUUAAAUAUGACAAUGGGAAACCUGUAAAAUGCUGUUUUAUUGACUUUCAGACUACACGAUACACUUCACCAGCUCGUGAUAUUUUGAUUUUCCUCUAUUACACAACCACAAGAGCUUUUCGCAUUGAGAAUAGUGAAAAAUUGUUGAAAAUUUAUUAUGAUUCUUUGGCAAAAUGUUUAGAGGAAGUGAAUAUGGAUAUUUGGAAAAUAUAUCCUUGGGAAGAAUUUUUAGAAUCGAUUGCAAAUUUUAAGCUUUACAGCUUGAUACGAGUUAUUUAUAUUUUACCGAUUGCUUUCAGUGAUCUCAAGACGAAAGAUGAAGAGUCUGAUUCAGGUUCAGAAAUUUGGGACCGUUUACUGAGUCACCCAUUUACUGCCUUAUCCAACCAACUCGUGGAAAAUGAGAGAUUAAAAACUAAGUUGCUGGAUCUUUUGUUAGAUCUUCAAGAUCUUUUAUAAAUUCGAUGCAACUGUUGUAUAUUCUAUUUGUAUUUUUCAUAUAGUAAUUAAAUUUAUAUUGAAAUUUUCUAAUGCACAUUUCUGAUUUCAACAAAAAAAUAGUAUAUUUAUGAACGGAAAUAUUUAAGAUGGAAGAAGCUGAUGGCGAUGACAGUUGACUGAUGGCUUAGGGUUUCUCGAUUGAGUCUCAAAGUUCAAUAUCAAUAACAACGCGAGUCAGAUCGACGUCGGGAAUUUCUUUUCCAGUUCGUAAACUCUUAUCGCUCAUCACUUACAAUGAAACAUCAUUCUCAUAAAUUCUUCUUCAUCUUCUUUUUUCCUUUUAUCUCCUUCUACUCCAGAAAUGCUUGUAAAUUUUAUAUUUCCCUGUAAUCUGUUUUUUACUUUCAUUGCAAGAAAAUUGAUUAAAUUUUAGUUUCAUAAUGCAUUGUUGUAAAUUUUGUUACAUUUUAUUAUAUAAAUUUCCAAAAAUUACUUUCAAAAUAACUACCUCAAAUUUAGAUAAAAGAAUAAAGUUUUUUCUUCAUUUUAAACACUUAUUAAAGAUUCGACGACUGGCUGUAUAAUAGUAUAGAAUGUGGUUUUCGGCAGGAUUCCAAAAAUGUUCCUGAGGAAGGAGCCAAACGCUUUUCAGUCCCUAAUUCGUUUCUUCGUGUUGAAUCCUCGGUCAAUAAUUUGUUCCUUUGUCGACGAAAUUUAAGAUAUAAUCUUCCUCCUUUUAUUAAGGCCUUUUUCUCCCCCAUGGCUGUGUACCAACGUGAUGACAUUUUCCUCAUAAAUUAAUAAUUUUAUUAUGUUUUCAUUAGUAGAUGAGAAGGAAAUUUAAAUUCUCGGAUGAAAAA
This is a messenger RNA of Leptopilina heterotoma, 1619 nucleotides long. RefSeq lists its product as uncharacterized. NCBI's taxonomy places the organism in Eukaryota, Metazoa, Arthropoda, Insecta, Hymenoptera, Figitidae. The transcript has 2 exons. Bases 1 to 777 code for a protein of 258 amino acids. The record is from RefSeq and is a predicted model, not a curated record.